Pseudocercospora fijiensis CIRAD86 is the source of this 4204-nucleotide messenger RNA. RefSeq lists its product as uncharacterized. The record is from RefSeq and is a predicted model, not a curated record. The transcript has a single exon. Gene Ontology annotation, biological process: cytoplasmic microtubule organization. NCBI's taxonomy places the organism in Eukaryota, Fungi, Ascomycota, Dothideomycetes, Mycosphaerellales, Mycosphaerellaceae. Gene Ontology annotation, molecular function: microtubule plus-end binding. The coding region runs from base 155 to 4096 and encodes 1313 amino acids. Gene Ontology annotation, cellular component: microtubule plus-end; cytoplasm; nucleus.
CUGCACACAAACAACCUGCGUACGACUGUGCACACACACACACCGAGUACCCCCAACACUGGACGUCCCAACCGCAAAUUAUGAAUAGCGCAAGGACUCGUCCUCAAAGUGCGCGCGGAAUACGAGCAGCAUCUCCACCGCCGCCUCCGCCAUCAUGAGCAACAUCAGCUUGGCCGUUGGGCAGACAGUCGAGCUGAACGACAGCCGAAGUGGGAUUGUUCGCUUCGUCGGCCCUACACAGUUUCAGACUGGCGAAUGGGUGGGAGUAGAGCUGGGAGAUGCAUCGGGCAAGAAUGAUGGAUCGGUCCAGGGGCAGAGGUACUUCGACUGCCCUCCGAGGCAUGGCAUCUUCUGUCGUCCGUCUGGUAUAAGUCGCGUGGUGGAAGAGGCAAAGCUCAAAGCGAAGCCGGCAGGGAAUGGGGCUCCAGUGAAGGCACGGCCAAGCAGUGUGCAUACGGCGCUGAACGGAACCAGAAGGCAGACUCUCACACAAGCCGGCGCCGGUCCAGGCAAACGGGCUAGCACCACAUCAGACAGUCCAACUCCCGCACCUCGCGUCGCAACCGGCAUUCGAUCGCCCGCCAAAUCGCCUACGAAACAGCUGGGCACCAAUGGCACAUCAAGCGCAUCAACUUCGAGGACGAGCACUCCCCCCGUUGCAGGAAGGAAGGCCACAGCAACAGCAGCCGCGAAACCAAGAUCGAGUCUCGCACCGGCCACAUCGACUGCAGCACGCAGGACAUCAACACUCCCUUCUGCGCCAGCGUCUCGUACGACAGCAUCCACUACGUCAACCACCUCCACCAGGUCUGGCCUCUCACGACCAGCUAUCGGUACUGCUGCGGCUUCACGACUCGCUCCAGCUGCGAGAGCGAGGGCAACUACCAAAGAUCGGCUGAGCUCGACCACCGAAGAGUCCACUAAUGACUCCGCAAGCGAAGCAGCGUCGACCAGAGAAAGUAUUACUUCAUCUCGACCAGGCACCGAAGCAGGUGAGGAGGAUAUAGACGACACCAUCACAAACUUUGCCCCUCCAGCACCACCUCCCAUCCCACCUGAGCCUGCAGAGCGCAUCGCUCGCGCAAGAAGGCCGUCCUCGCCUGGCGCGGCUUCGAUCCAUUCGCAGCGCACCAUACGCAGCACCGCUCAAACUAACCGCCAAAUCGAAGAGCUCGAGGCCAAGCUUCGACAGCUGGAGCGUAAAGGCGCAGAGAAUCGUGAAUUGAAGCUGGAGCUGGAGAAAGCUCAACAAGAGCGAGACAGUGCUCGCUCCAUCAUUGAGAAGCUUCAGAACAAAUACCGACCUGUACAAGAGGAGAACCAGAAGAUGAAGAAGGAGAUCGCUGAAUAUGAGACCCGAAUUUCAAGCGUUGAGCAGAUGCAGGCCGAACAUGAAGCAGAAUUGGAAAGCAUGCUGCUAGAUCGCGAGCUUGCUGAGGAGACCGCUGAAGGGUACAAAGCCGAUCUUGAUGCUGUUCGAGCUAGAAAUGAGGAGCUGUCUCUCGAACUCGAAGUAUUGAAGGACGAGAACAGUGAAUUAGGCCGUGAGAUGAGCCCCGAAGAGAAAAACAGCGCUGGCUGGCUUCAAUUGGAAAGGACGAAUGAGCGCCUGAAAGAAGCUCUCCUGCAACUGCGAGACUUGGCAAGCGACCGGGAGGCCGAGUUGAAGGAGGAAAUUAAAGCACUGGAAGCGCAGUCGAAAGAACUUGACAGCAUCAAGAGUCAAUACGAGGAGACUAGAGAGAAGCUGUUACACGCCGAAGCCAACGAGUCGGACCUCAAACAGCAGCUCGAAGUUGCUCUGGGUGCUGAAGACAUGAUCGAAGAGCUCACUGAGCAGAAUCACAACCUCAAGGAUAAGAUUGCCGAUCUUCAUGGCGUUAUCGAAGACCUUGAAAACUUGCGAGAGAUUAAUGACGAGCUUGAGAUCAAUCACAUCGAAACAGAGAAGCAGCUGCAGGAAGAGAUUGACUUCAAAGACACUUUACUGCUUGAUCGCGAGCGCACGGCCAAAGCGCAGCAGGCGCAAUUGGAUCAGGCUGAUUACAACAUCAGUCGCUUCAGAGCUCUGGUCCAAGAAAUGAAGGACCAUCUGCAAGAUCUGCAGGCCAGCAAGCAGAUUUCGGAAAGUGAGGCUGCGGAACUCUCGAGCAGAUCCCGUGCCAUGCAGGAACUCAACGUCAAGCUGCAAGACAGCGCUGCAAAGACACAAGUCAAGACUAUCGACCUCGAGCUGCGCCGGCUUGAUGCUGAACAGGCGUCGGAACAUCUGGCGAUCGUGCAAUUAUUCUUGCCGGAAGCCUUCCAGGCCGAGCGCGACAGUGUCUUAGCGUUACUGCGAUUCAAACGAAUUGCGUUCAAGGCCAACCUCGUGCAGAGCUUCGUCAAGGAGCGCAUUGCGUCGUACGGCACACGUGGAGAGGAGGAGGAAGUCUUUGCGGCUUGCGACGCUCUUGAUAAGCUGACGUGGAUUGCGGGCAUGGCCGAUCGAUUGGUCAAGUCUGUCAGCAGCUCUACUGUUGAUGCUUUUACUCAGUAUGGAAGUGCGCUAUACGAGCUAGAAGUCGUGGAGCGCGCACUGAAUGACUUCGUUGACGCACUCCGCCGAGAUGAUCUCAAAGAAAGCGAGAUGGCCACUCGCCUUGGCCGGUCGAUCGAGGUCAUGACGCACCUAUCCAGCCUGCACCUAAACGACAGCUUGGCGGACCACUCCGAUAGUCUCACCAUGAAGACUGCACUCUUGCAGAGCCGCCUAGACAGCGCCACCUCAGCAUUGACAGUCGUCAAAGGCAUGUAUGAGGCGAAAUUGCCAAGCUCGUCUGAAGAUGAUGAGUAUGACGACGAGAAUGUGUCCGACUCGGCCCUGAUUCUCAACAGAACUAAGUCGAUAAUAGAGCAGGCUCGCAACGCCAAGGUGAUCUCCGGGAAGACUCACCGAGCACUGGUCGAGCUGCAAGCGCGUCACUUAACUUUAGAGCCGUCCAUGACGGACAGCUUUGAUGAUGCAGAAUCAGUGACUGCAUCUAUAGCGGCUUAUGCUUGCAAGAGUGGCACAGAGCUGCAGAUUCUGUUUGGGGAAGAGGGACGAGUUGAGCCUUUCUCGGCCUCUGAGGUCUCGGCAGUUCUCGCUCGUUGCGCGACAAACAUAUUCUCUGUUGGUGGGUCCGAAGCUGGGCCAUAUGCGACUCUCAACAGCCGUCUGCGUGACUUGACGAUGCUGCUCGGCGAUUUGUCAACACUGCCGACCGACCUGGAUAACACGGUAGAGUUUGAGCGAGCGCCCGCGCCCUGGAUCGCCCGUGCAGAUGAGAUCAGGCGGCAUAAAGAGUCCAACAUGGAUAUGGAAGCCGAGCUGGCCCGCGCCCAGGAAGCCAUCCGCGAUCGGGACAACAUCAUCAAGCAAAAGGAGACAGAAUUGAAUGUUGAGGCCAUCAAGACUGAAACGUUCGAAGCUCGAUUGAAAGAGGCAAGCAAACGUUCGGCCAAGAUUGCUGAACUUGAACGUGAUGUUCGUGAUGCUAAGACUGCCGAAAGCAAGGCCAAAGCAGACCUCAUACGCGCCCAACAAGAUGCACAGUCUGAGAUUGAGCGCGUGCGUGAUGAGAUGUCUCGAAUGUCUGAAGAGCGCAGGAAAGGCGGUGCUUUGAAGGACGUCGACGGCAAUGCUAUGGGCGACAACACAAGACUUACGAUGAAACGGCAAGAAUACAAGAUCGCUGGUCUGGAAGGUGCAGUCCGCCAUCUCAAGAGCGAAAACAUUCGCCUCCGCCUUCCCGCCCCAGAUUCUCCGCAAGCCAUCAAAUCAUCUUUGGAUUGGCUCCACGAGCCCAUGACCAACAAAUCUCAGCCCAAAUCUCGAUGUCGACUUUCACAUAGGGAAGGCGAGAAGGUUUUUGAAGAUAUGCUCACGCUCGCCACCAAGCCGCCCAGCAUUGAUCUUUCGAAAUUGCCGCAGAAUAAGCUUGCGUGGAGACCUGCUAAGGAGACUAGUCGAUGGAAAAUCGAGAGUAGGCAUGAGGAAUGGGCGGAUUGGAAGCAUCGGCGUGAGGAGAUUCUUAACAAGGCUUUCAAUACGCCUCGUAUCGUUGCAGGGUAAGACAAGACGAGGCGAGGGGAGUCUUUUUUGUAUAAAGUAGUGAGACUGGGCUUUGAGUUUGGUUUUCGUAAGAUACCCACAGGAGCGAUGCCAUUAUCGCAUAUCAUG